UUCCCAUCCCACCCGGCGCUGCUAAGCUAGGAAUCCACCCGUGGCAGCACACUCGCCGGCUUCGAUCUCCACCCCCGGCGGCAGCAUCCACCCGACCGAUCGACCCAAGGAGAUGAAGCUCAUCGCAGGGAGCCCGGGGACAUGGAGCGGCAUGGCGCUGCGGGUGUCGCAGUGCAUCUUCGCCGCCGCAUCCGUCUGCACCAUGGUCACCGGCUUCGGCUUCUCCAACUACACCGCCUUCGCCUACAUGAACACUGUGUUGAUCCUGCAGUUUAUGUGGAGUUUGGGCCUUGCUUGUGUUGAUAUCUUCUCCCUGAGGAACAAAAAGGAUCUUCACGACCCCGCUAUCGUAACCCUCAUUGUUUUCGGUGACUGGAUCAUGUCUGUUCUCGUUUUCGCGGGAGCCUCUGCCUCCGCCAGUCUGGUGAUCCUCUUCACGAAGGAUUUGGACUUCUGCAAGGUAUACUGGCGACUGGCAUGCAGUCAGUUCGUGCUUUCGACCAUCUUGGCGUUCAUGGUGUGGGCGGUGGACGCUGCGUCUUCUUUCUCUGGGUUCUGGCUACUGGUCUCUUUCUUCUAGCGGUCUCACAUGCCAUGGUGUGCUAAU
This is a messenger RNA of Lolium rigidum, 607 nucleotides long. RefSeq names its product CASP-like protein 5B3. The transcript has 3 exons. The coding region runs from base 113 to 580 and encodes 155 amino acids. NCBI's taxonomy places the organism in Eukaryota, Viridiplantae, Streptophyta, Magnoliopsida, Poales, Poaceae. Gene Ontology annotation, cellular component: membrane. The record is from RefSeq and is a predicted model, not a curated record.